UGAGGGGUAGCAAAUUCUGGCGAACAUCGCUGUUCAAUGAGGGGCAAAUAGCAAAUUCUGGCGAACAUCGCUGUUCAAUGAGGGGUAGCAAAUUCCGGCAAACAUCGCUGUUCAAUGAGGGGUAGCAAAUUCUGGCGAACAUCGCUGUUCAUUGAGGGGUAGCAAAUUCUGGCGAACAUCGCUGUUCAAUGAGGUGUAACAAAUUCUUGGGAACAUUGCCAGCUACUUGAUAUUUUUAAACCAUACUCCUACAUGAGAAAUUCAUUUAGAAAGCUAUACUCACUCGCCAGUCUCCUUUGACGUCAGUGGACAUACAUUUAAUUUGAUUUUGUCAGUUGUCAUGUAUUUAUGUCAUGUGCAUCAUGCCAAAGUACAUUUGGUUUUGUUUACAAAUUUAAUGAUUUAAUGAUUUUUUGUAAGUUUAUAAUUACUAGCAUUUCCAAUUUGAUUGUUGUUGGAUCUUCAAAGAUUAGUUUGAAAUCGUUUUAACUUGGAAUGCGAAUAUGUCUUGGGUCGUCACAUACAUCACAGAUAAUCACCUCUGUCCUUCAAGACCACAUCCUCAGUCACUGGCAGAUGCUUACAAAUAUUGUAAAGUACAUGUAGCAUGUUUCAUCAUUUUGUCCAAUCAUUAUUUUUUAGAGGGCGAAGGCUGCGUGGUUGUAAAUCUAUUGAUUAUUCUGUAUGUUGGGGAUGAAGCUCCUUCAAAUCGUCGUCCUUGGCUGUCUCAGUGGUGUACUGUGCUACAGUACGGUUUGGAGGCACAUGAGAAAGUGUUAGGUUAUAAUUGACCUGCUGAUGACAACUGACAGUAUCAGAAGAGAAUCUCAAGAAGACAGCUGGCUCCUUCCUUAGACACAAUUUUAGAAAUGAGCUCCUUUCCCUGAACACAGCAGGGAAAUAACUAUCCUAACCCUCUUGCGUGAAACUAGCGUCAGUGUGCUGCUAACAGUGCUGUCUCUGUCCCCUUUCUGGGCUUGAACUACUGGUCCUCUGGUCGCAAACACACGUGACCGCCAAAACCAGUUGUGCUGUAGAAAAGGAUCCAGUUUGAAAGCACCAUUGGCGACAUUUCAAGAUAGCUGUGGAGUGAGUUUACGGCACAUUCUUAACUGUUACAUGAGGAAGCACAAUGUUACCCCUCAUUCAUCGAAGUCAAUUCUGUUUGUAUUGUAUUGUAAAGUAUUGCUAGUGGUAUUCAAAUGCUAUUCAAAUGGAAAAAAAGUUGUCAAGAGUGCAUAAAUAUUAGCAAGUUAGGGUUAGGGUUGAGUUUAUUACAUUGUUGUAUUGUCGUUUCUUUCCAAAGGGGUCUGAAGCAAACAAGAGCCCAAGAUGUCUGAUAUCAGUGACUAUAUUUGUCUGCCCUGUGUGAAUAAUAUUAACUUCACUACUAUAUUGGUGUUCAUCAAUGGAACAGCCUCCCAUUAGGGGCAAGUGGGGUAAGAUGGGAUAUUUUAUAUAUGCUCAAUGUGGGAAAAUAAAUAUAACAUUCACUCUAUGCUGUAUACUUCAUGAUCUUGGACAUCCAUGUAUACAGUAUCAAUAAAUUGCCUUUUUUAAUUAAUGGUUGGAAACUCAUCUUUACCUCUCCAGUGCCCCAUGUCCCAUUUUUAAAAAAUCAGAAAUGUAAACAUUUCUAGGAAAUUCUCACAUUAUUUGAUCAACUCUUUUAGGAAAAUAAUGGCAUCGAGUCACAAGCAUCAUCUGAAGAGCUUGAUGCUCCAGGUUGCUAAGGGCUUGCUAGAUGCAGAGGCCAUAGAGGCAGUGGAAGAUAUAUUUUUUUACAUGGAUGAGAACUGCGCUGCAUUGGACAUGCCUGGGUCAUUGGCAGAACUGCAGGAACUGUGCAAGACAAUUCAUCACCAGAUUGAUAAAGUGGAUGAGGAGAGAUAUGACCUGGCAGGCAAAGGAGGCAAGUGUGACAAAGAGAUUGAGGAUUUGAGGAUUAAAGUGAUUGAGUUCCAAGGCUUGUCUGCUGACUCCAUGCUCCAGGCACUGCUGGGCUCCAAGCACAAGGUGUCUAUGGAUUUCAGAGCCAACCUGAAAGAAGUGAAGAAGGAAGUCAAAGAGGAGGACAAAGAUGCAGUUGGUGACUGGCGUAAGAACAUUGAUGACAAGGCAGGCAUGGACGGCAGAAAGAAGAUGUUUGAGGCAGCAUAAUAUCUGUGGCACGACUCAGUCGCAUUUCACCUGCCUUUCUCGAUGUCCUAAUAAUAAGUCAGUUGUUGUCAGCCAUGGCUGUAUUUUGUAUUUAGAUGUUAGAUAUAUAAAGUAGUUUUGUGGUUAAGUCAGAUAUGGAUUUGUAUGACCAUGUUGUCGACUGAGAUCAUUUCCCUUUUCACAGCAACUUGAACAUAUUUUGAAGAACACUUGCUGUAUGAAGAAAUGUACUUAAGUAUAUAUGACUGAAUAUUAAAUAAAUAUUUGAACCUUUA
Oncorhynchus tshawytscha (Chinook salmon) is the source of this 2435-nucleotide messenger RNA. RefSeq names its product troponin I, fast skeletal muscle-like. The transcript has 5 exons. The record is from RefSeq and is a predicted model, not a curated record. Lineage: Eukaryota; Metazoa; Chordata; Actinopteri; Salmoniformes; Salmonidae. The coding region runs from base 1681 to 2160 and encodes 159 amino acids. Gene Ontology annotation, biological process: muscle contraction. Gene Ontology annotation, cellular component: troponin complex.